AUGAAUUCCUUGUUGGUGAUCGAUCACAUCCUCGGAGUAGGGGAGAUUUAUUCAUUUUUGGAGGAGAUGAUAAGAAAGUUGAAGAUUGCCGGGUAUGUUCCCGAGUUAGGGGAAGUUUUGCUUGAUUUUGAUGAUGAGGAAGAUAAAGAGACUACUCUUUCUGUACACAGUGAGAAGUUGGCGAUUGCUUUUGGACUGAUGAACACAGCACCAGGAACUCCAAUUUGCAUAGUGAAGAAUUUAAGAGUUUGUGGGGAUUGUCAUGAAGCAAUAAAAUUCAUCUCCAAGGUUUAUGAUCGAGUAAUUAUAGUACGAGAUAGGAUGAGGUAUCACCACUUUAAAGAUGGAGUUUGUUCUUGCAAAGAUUACUGGUAG
Medicago truncatula (barrel medic) is the source of this 375-nucleotide messenger RNA. Its product is annotated as pentatricopeptide repeat-containing protein At3g62890. The transcript has a single exon. Gene Ontology annotation, molecular function: zinc ion binding. Lineage: Eukaryota; Viridiplantae; Streptophyta; Magnoliopsida; Fabales; Fabaceae. The coding region runs from base 1 to 375 and encodes 124 amino acids. The record is from RefSeq and is a predicted model, not a curated record.